This is a messenger RNA of Strongylus vulgaris, 1634 nucleotides long. Lineage: Eukaryota; Metazoa; Nematoda; Chromadorea; Rhabditida; Strongylidae. The record is from the annotation of a GenBank genome assembly.
UUGAAAUUUCAGUUUGGGCCAAAUGCAUGGUAUCCAUUUCGUGGUCUCACCGAAGAGUUUAAACGGCGACUAGCCGUUUAUCCAUCAGAUUUCACCGAUGGGGUGACUGGUCAUCGAACGAUGUCGAAAUUAUUUUCAACUGUAGUAUUCCUUUACUUUGCCUGUCUCCUGCCCGCAAUUGCCUUUGGUGUGCUCAACGAUGACAAUACGAAUGGGGGCAUUAAUGUUCGAAAAGUGAUUAUUGCUCAAGCGAUUGGUGGUAUAUUUUUCUCAUUGUUUGGCGGUCAACCGAUGAUUAUUCUGCUCACCACCGUUCCAUUAGCUAUAUACAUAAAAGUGAUCUAUAAAAUCUCUCAAGAGCUCGGCUACGAUUUUUUCGCUAUGUAUGCUUGUGUUGGUUUAUUUUGUCAAAUGUUUCUCGUGCUCUAUUCAGCCACUGAAUUAUGCAGUUUAAUGAAAUUAGCAACAAGAUCGGCAGAAGAGAUGUUCUCCUUAUUUAUUGCUAUAGCAUUCACUGUGGAAAGUGUACGGGCCAUACACAACAGUAAGAUUUUCCUUAUCUGUUUUCGUGCCUUCAAAACCUAUAAGUUCGAAAAUUUGAAAAAUAACCGAUCAAUGUUUUCAGUAUUCCUCAGAAACUAUAGCGGAUGCGAUUUAAUGAACAAUACAAAUUCAAGUUUUAUUAAUGUUACAUCUGCAGUUAAUCAGGAUAAUGGCGUAUUGUGUAGAAGAGAUACGACAAUACUGUAUAUGUUGCUAAUGUUUGGAACAUUGUGGCUUGGUCUUUUUCUCUACAAUUUCAGAAAGACGCCAUAUCUAACAAGAUCACGUCGAGAAUGGCUAGCCGACUACGCUUUGCCAGCUUCUGUCCUUAUCAUGUCGUUCACUGGAUCCUAUUGCUUCUCUGAUAUUGCAAAAGAUCGUUUCAAGCUUCGUGAGAAUGUGCCAAUUAUGCACUUAGCCGAUAUUUUCUCAUUGCCACCGUCUGGAUACUUUGUGUGCCUUCUCUUAGGAUUCUCGUUGUCAUUCCUUUUUUUCAUGGAUCAAAAUAUCACGUCAGCUAUUGUGAACAAUCCACAGAACAAGCUAAAAAAAGGCCAAGCACAAAAUUUGGACCUCUUCGUUGUUGCUCUUCUCAACGUCUUUCUAUCGAUGUUCGGUUUACCUUGGAUGCAUGGAGCGUUGCCACAUUCUCCGUUACACCUGCGAGCCCUAGCGGAUGUGGAAGAGAGGGUCUCGCAAGGACAUGUGCAUGAAGUAAUCAUGAACGUGCGCGAGACACGGCUAGCGACAUUAAUUGCACAUUCCAUGAUACUUAUAUCGACGUUCUACUUAAUACCGUAUCCUCUACAAUUGAUUCCAACAUCCGUACUGCAUGGACUAUUCUUAUAUAUGGCUCUAACCUCAUUAUCAGGCAACGAGAUGUUUGAGCGGCUGUUGUUGUUGAUUACCGAACAGCAAGCAUAUCCUCCUACUCACUACAUUCGCAAAGUACCGCAACGAAAAGUCCAUCUUUUCACUGCGUGCCAACUGUUGCAACUUGUGAUUCUAUGUGCAUUUGGCUUUUCUCCGUAUCCUUUCAUUGAGAUGGUAUUCCCAAUUGUCUGCAUCUUCUUCUUACCUAUAAGGUAAAU